Anisakis simplex (herring worm) is the source of this 1563-nucleotide messenger RNA. The record is from the annotation of a GenBank genome assembly. NCBI's taxonomy places the organism in Eukaryota, Metazoa, Nematoda, Chromadorea, Rhabditida, Anisakidae.
AUGGUGGCUAGGAUUUAUAUUUAUAUGGGCUGCUCGGUGAUUUACAAAUGGAUCUGUGGAUGGAUAACCAGAAAGCAAGUAAUUUGCGUAGAAUCAAGCGUUAUCCGUCUGAAGCAUGCACAAUUUCCAGAUAAUGGUGAAUCACCUCAAUCCGAUUUUAUCAUCACCGUAUUGAGUAAAUCUGAGGAUGCAGGUCGCUUGGAUAUGAAACUGGCCAAAACUGUCAAUGAUAUUACUGUCAAUUUAUCAGAAAAUGAAGUAAGACGAACGAUGAACGAAAAUUGUGCAUAUGUUGCUGAUGGAGAUCAGUUGAAUGAUCGUGUCGAGAAUGGCGACGAUCAACGAUGCUCAUUGACAAUCGAUAUUGAGAUGGAUUCGGACGAUCCUCAAAAUAUCGCUCAGUAUGCACUUACCCAACUGUCCUCUCAAAAGGAGAAUGAAGAAAGAUGUUGUUCUUCGAGUUGUAUGAAGUGUUGCUCGUUCGAAACAUUUCAUGAUGCUCCUCCGACAGCAUGCGAAGCACGGCCAUACGUCGGCGAUAACGCCCUUCUAGUCGGUCAUCUGCCGCAAGUGGCACAUCGACAAAUUGAAUUAUAUCUGAAUCCACCAUCCUAUGGCUCAAUGCAUAACUGGCAAUAUUUAGCAUCCAAUUUUGGCGUGUCGAAUAACGAAAUCAUGGCACGAAUACCGUAUCUUUUCUGUCUACGAAGUGCAAAAAAUCCAACUCGAGUGAUCUUGGAACGAUUCGCACGAUGUUCAUUGAAUCAUUUUUUGGAUUUGAUCUGUGAACUGAAUCGAAUUGAUGUACUCAUCACAUUACAACCUUACGUGAACGGUCUUAAAGCUAGUGCUGAUGCUUUGCAAGCAUCUGGUCUUCUUAACAACUCUCUCUCAGAUUCAGGUGCUUUUUUCGACGAAUUCGCAGGUCAGUCGUCGUCUAUGCGACCUCCUCUUGCGGCACGGUCGAAGUCAAGAUCAAGUGGCCAAGUGCCCAGAACUUGUUAUGCGCAACCUGAGCUGUUGCUACCGUUACAGUCGUCGGCUGCAAGUAGUGGCUCUUCUUUUCAGAAGCACUAUCGUUAUGAUGUUGCUCACUGGAAUUUAAGUGAAAAAAUUAUUUUAAUCACGCAUCAUGAAGAUGAAACGAGCGACUUGCUGAAGAAAAACUUCAAAUGGUUGAUGAAAAAUUUGAGAAAAUAUGGCAAAGAAACGAAUUGCAACGUUUUAAAUAUUGAAGAGUGCUUAUGCGAAGGUGAUAUAUUGGGUGGCUUACAUGCACUUUUUGAAAAUGCAAUGCAUAUAGUGUGUGUAUUUUCGGAUGAUUAUACGAAGAUGUUGACAUGUUCGGAUGAAGGUGGUGAUCAACUUUGUAUAUUAAAACGUUAUUUGCAUUCGUUAAUGGACAGCGAAUAUAUGCAACAUUCGGGUGUUAAUCAACGUUUUCGAGCUGUGAUUCUUGAGGGUACUGAACGUGAUGUGCUUCCAACUGGGUGGCCACAAAAUACGCUUGUCUACGUUUUUCCUACUCAUCAUGUUGAACUCUUCAAGAAACUAUUCGAUUGA